Messenger RNA from Rotaria socialis, 345 nucleotides. Lineage: Eukaryota; Metazoa; Rotifera; Eurotatoria; Philodinida; Philodinidae. The record is from the annotation of a GenBank genome assembly.
AUGAGUUUGGAAGCACAAUUCUAUGAAGCUCGACGUCGUCAAAAUUUCAUUGAACGCCGUCAAUCAUUUCAUACUCUCAACGACCUAAUCAAACAAGAGCAAAAGUCUGAAUAUGGGUCUUUGCAUAUCCCUGUUCGUCUAAUUCGUACAGAUGAAAAAGAUGGACGAUACACAUGUGUACCAAUGCAUCGUACUAAAUUGAAUACUAGUGAUCAAUCGAUAUAUCAACGAAAUCGAGAUAUUUAUCCACGACCACCACCAUUAACCAAUCGAAUAAAACGAGCUGUUCAACAUGCUAAACUUCGUCAUCGAUUUUCUUCAAUUGAAUACCUUCAACAAUGGUGA